AUGGCUGCCGCCGCCGCAAUCAUCGCUGGGAAGUUGGCCGGGAACUCGGUGGCAAAUGCAACCAUCUCCUUUUGGAUCAGCAAAGCUUUCACCUGCCUGACUGACUACUGGAAGGCUGAUGGCUUGGAAGAUGUCAAGGGUAGGGUACUGCAGUCAGUGAAGAAGGUCCAGGUUGUAUUUGAUAUCGUUGACCCCGAACACAUCAAGGAACAAAGCUCUGCCCUGGAUCUUUGGCUGUGGCAGUUCAGAGAUGCAGUUGAGGCAGCAGAGGAUGUGAUAGAUGAGCUGCACUACGACGAGCUUAGAGAGAAGGCAAAGGAUCAUAAGGUCAGUGACUGGGGCUCCUCUUCUGCUAAACUGAAGCAUAAGAUUGUCAAGUCUGUUAAACAUGUCGGUGUCAUGGGUAAGACUGUGAAAGAAUUUACUCACCAUGGCACGCUCAAGAGGCUGAGGAAAGUCUUGGAGGGACUAGAAAAGGCGGCCACCGAAAUUGUGGCUAUCCUCACAGUCACACAACAUCUCAAAGACAUUGCUUCAGGUAGUAAGAGGCAGGUGAAUUUUAUGAACAGGGAUCAUGACACUGGUUCAACAUUAACUGAACCUUACUUUGUUGGACGAGAAGAGGAGAAAAAAAAGAUCAUUCGAUGGCUGACUCAGGCACCAGUGGAAGCUUCUGAAAUUGUGAGAAGUACUCACCAUGUUCCUAUUCUCUCGGUAGUUGGCCAUGGUGGAAUGGGGAAGACUACAUUGGCUCAAUAUGUAUGUGAAGAGGAUGAGGUUGUAAAUAAUUUCAAGGUUAUAUGGGUCCAUGUUUCUACUAGAUUCAAUGCAACUUCCGUGACAAGUAAACUGCUGGAAUCCGUCACAGGGAAAGCAGAGAGUGGGAGCAAAAUUUUAGUAACAACCAGAAUGCAGUCAGUAGCAGAUAUGGCUGCAAAUGCCAUGGGGGUUGAAAGAGAAUACCUGGAAUUAGAAGGGCUGCAAGAAGAUGAAAAUCUUAAAUUAUUCAAUCAUCACGUAUAUUCUGGUAGGAAUCCACAAGAUUUUGAAAAUUUAAAACCCAUAGGUGAACAACUUGCAAAACAACUAGGAGGAUGUCCCUUGGUAACAAAGGUUGUUAGCGGUUAUUUGCAGUGCAAUAUGGAUCCUGACAGCUGGACUGAUUUCUUACAAGAAGGCCUGGUACAUUUUAAUGGAAGUGAAGAUGAUGUAAUGGAAACUUUGAGACUAAGCUACUACUGCUUGCCAGCACAGGUCCAGAUUUGCUUUCGAUAUUGCAGCAUAUUUCCGCAGGACUACGAAUUUAAAAAGAAAGAUUUAGUGUUGAUGUGGAUGGGCUCAGGAUUGAUAUCACAACAUGGAAACAAACCAAGAAGGAUUGAAGAUAUUGGGUAUCAGAUCUUGGCUGAGUUAACUAGGAAGUCAUUCUUUGAAAUGAAAUUCAAGGUAGUUCAGUAUAGUCAGAGAAGAGAAGAAUAUUACAUCAUGCAUGACCUGAUGCAUGAACUGGCAAAAUAUGUUUCUGCUGGAGAAUGCACAACAUUAAUUGAUCCUAACAUGUUGGAAAAUGAGAGUGAAAAUAUCCGACACUUGCGUAUUGCUUGCAUUGACAAAUUUUCUACUGAAGAGGUCAAGAAAAUCACACGUUUUAAGAAUCUGCGCACCGCUAUUAUUGAUGGUCCAGGUUUGAUUGACAACGAUAUGUUAGGCAUGGUUGAGAAUGCUAUACAAAAAUCAAAAUCCUUGCGUCUACUGCGAUCAAAUUUGGAGAACACAUUCCAUCUUCCUAAACUUGCUGAUUUAAAGCACCUUCGUUAUGUCUAUCUGCAUAGGAUAUCACUUGAGGGAAUGCGUGGGCUUGUUAAACUUUAUCACUUACAGCUAGUUGAUUGUUUGAAUGAUUGUGGGGAAGAACUGAAGCAAGUGAUGUAUUUAGGGAACAUUGAUCAUCUGCGAUAUGUAAAUUAUGGGUUAUGGAGAAUUGGUGAGUUUCCAAUUGGAAGACUCACUUCACUUCAGGAGCUGCACAACUACCGGGUACAAGGAAGUAAAGGUAACAAAAUAAGUGCUAUCAAAAACCUGAAGGCUAUCCAUGAACUAGAGGUUUUCAGCAUUGAGAAUGUUGAAAGUCUUGAAGAAGCUGAUAAUGCCAAGUUAAAAGAAAAACGUAUCUCAACUCUCUAUCUCUCACGUGGUCAGCACCUGCCUUCACUCGGAGAAUUAGAUUGUCUUAAGAAACUUUGGUUGGAGUGCCUUCCUAGCCUACAACAGAUUGGUCAUCCAUCUCAACUCUCCAACAUUAGAUGCAUUGGUUCAUACCUUCCUCCACAUCUUGACACGUUGAUUGUAAGACGUUGCAAAGAACUGAAGCAGUUACCUAUCCUACCACCCAGCUUGGUUCAUAUGGAAAUAUGUAAGGUCGGGUUGACCGAAUUCCCAAGGAUAGGCAACCUACAUGGUGAGAGUAUUGAAACCAGGCCAUCUAAAUUGCAGUUUGUCAGUGUUGAAGAAUGCGAAAGUUUGACCUUACCUAAAGGAAGCCUUCUGUUGCAAAUACACUACAUCAGAACGAUCCAUGUCCUACACAUCAGUGACUGUAAAGAACUGGAGUCUGCACCCCUGUUUGAUGAAAUGAUAAAUCUUAGGGAGCUUAGUAUCAGAAAUUGCCCGAAGCUGAGGGCAUCAAGCGAAACUGAAGGCAAGAACCUGUCGCCAUCACUAAAAAAGCUUAUAAUCAAGCAGUGUGGUGAUCUAGUGCAUUUUCUGAUUAAGUCACUGCAUGGUCUCGUUAACCUUUCUGAGCUGGUACUAGAAAAUUGCCCCGGCCUUCUAUCCCUUCCGUCAGCUGAUGUGUGCAAGAGUCUCACGUCGCUGAAGUUCUUGAAGAUAAUUGGGUGUGAGGAUCUCUCAUCAUUUGGUGGACUCAGUUCCCUUUGUUCCCUUGUUGAGCUGAAGAUUAGCUCCUGCAGUAAGCUUGCAGCUCCACCUGUAUUGGGUGGUGCCGCUUCUGGUCCGGCUAAUGAUUAUGAUGAUGAUGUUAUAGAAGAGGAAAAUCCGGUGUUGCCUGUCAGUUCCUUGCAGAUAGAUUACCUUGAAGUUGAUCUCCCAUGUGUAUUGAACAUUGAACCUCUCAGUAGUCUUUGCCACACGAAAGGAUUGGUAAUUGGAGGCGGAACUCAGUUGGAGAGCUUGCCAGAGCAAUGGCUUCUGCAGAACCACAAAGAACUCCAGUCACUGAAGGUGUUAUGUGCCAGUUCAUUGGAGUCUCUGCCGCUAAGUAUGCGAGACCUGAGAGCGCUUAACUUCUUGUUGUUGUCAGGAGCUGGGAAACUUACAUCACUUCCAGACAUGCCCUCCUCCCUGCGAUGGCUCCAUGUCAUAGGCUGCUGUCCAGAGUUGGUGACCCAGAUUAGAGUGAAGGACAGCCCUGAAUGGAAAAAGAUCUCCACAAUUCCCAAAGUUCACAUAGCUGCUGCCAAGACUGUUCAGUCUUGUCCUCAUAUUUUUCAUGGUAUAUAUGCAUCUCUCUGA
This is a messenger RNA of Miscanthus lutarioriparius, 3531 nucleotides long. Lineage: Eukaryota; Viridiplantae; Streptophyta; Magnoliopsida; Poales; Poaceae. The record is from the annotation of a GenBank genome assembly.